CAUUCUCUAUUUCAGGAUAUGCUCUUUGAAAGGGUGUUUUCCCUGUCCCCAGUAAUGCACUUAGUACUACAGCUGCCUUCAUGAAGUACCAGGGCUCUCUGCACCCAGCUGGGGUAGAGCAGGUAGUGAAAGUACAGCUUCCCACCUGUCUGGAAUUAUGGCAAACCUGAAUGUUUUUUCUGCUCAAAGGCCAAAAUGGAUACUGCUGGUCAUAGCCUUGUCCUUUUACAGCAGCUGAACAUGCAGCGAGAAUUUGGUUUUCUGUGUGAUUGCACAGUUGCUAUUGGGGAUGUUUACUUCAAAGCCCAUAGAGCAGUACUUGCUGCUUUUUCUAACUAUUUCAAGAUGAUAUUUAUUCACCAAACAAGUGAAUGCAUAAAAAUACAACCAACUGACAUUCAGCCCGACAUAUUCAGCUAUUUGUUGCAUAUUAUGUACACGGGGAAAGGGCCAAAACAGACUGUGGAUCCUAAUCGUUUAGAGGAAGGGAUUCGAUUUCUUCACGCUGACUAUCUGUCUCACAUUGCGACUGAAAUGAAUCAAGUGUUUUCACCAGAGACUGUGCAGUCCUCAAAUUUGUAUGGCAUUCAGAUCUCAACAGCCCAAAAAACAGCUGUCAAACAAAGUCUGGAGGUCAAAGAAACUCCUUCUACUAGCAGUGGAAACAGAGCUGCUGCCCAAGGUGACCACCCCCAAUUGCAGCUUUCUCUUGCUAUUGGGCUAGAUGAUGGCACUGCGGACCAGCAGAGGGCCCAUCCUGCUGCCCAGGCCUUGGAGGAUCACCGGGAGCCCACAGUGUCCAUCAAGCAGGAGAGGUGUGACCCAGAGCCUGUGACGUCCCAGAGCAACCCCUCACCCUCUUCAGAGGUGACGGACCCCUCUUUUAUAGAAAACAGUAUCAAAAUACACUUGUGCCAUUACUGUGGGGAACGUUUCGAUUGCAGAAGUAACUUAAGACAACAUCUCCAUACACACGUGUCUGGUUCUCUCCCGUUUGGUGUCCCCGCUUCCAUUCUGGAAAGCAGUGACCUUGGGGAAAUCCAUCCACUUCAUGAGAAUAGCGAGGCUCUUGAAUGCCACAGGCUUAACUCCUUCAUUGUCAAGGAGAACGAACAGCAGCCUGACCACUCAAACUGGGGCACCACAGAGGCUUUGCAAAUCAGUCAAGUAUCUCUGAUCUCCAAAGACACAGAACCUGUGGAAUUAAACUGUAACUUUUCCUUUUCAAGGAAAAGAAAAAUCAUUUGUACCAUCUGUGGUCAUAAAUUUCUUCGAAAGAGCCAGUUGCUGGAACACAUGUACACACACAAAGGUGGUAAACCGUACAGAUUCAGCCAGUGCCAAAGGUUUGCUAAUGCACUGGCCCAGAGAUUUCAGCCAUAUUGUGACAACUGGGCUGACAUCCCUGUGAAAAGUUCUCGCUCGUCACAAGAACACCUCGAUUUGCCUUGUGCCUUAGAGUCAGAGCUCACACAAGAAAAUGUGGACACUAUCCUAGUCGAAUAGCAGCAGCUUGUUCGGAACUUUUAUACUAAUCCUAAAAGAAAAUCCCAUGACAUUUCUUAUUCAUAAAAUAUUUUCCUUCUCAAGUUUUAUUGACUUUUAUUAUCAUUUUUUUUUCAUAGUUUUAAGGUUGCACGGAUUAGCUCUUCUUCCUCUGAGACAUGUUAGUUAAUACAGGGCUAUUAAAAUGUAACCUUUAGUUAGCCCUUUAAACUUUUUAUAAAUUCAGUCACAGCUUAAGAAUCAGAGUAGAAAUUUGGAAACUUUGGAGUGAAUCAUAUUUAUAGACUCCCUUAAGUUUUUCCAGGUUGCAGAAUCAGUAAAAUAAUGGAUAUGGAGUAAAUGAAAUCUGUCUUAAAGAAUAUUCUAGGAGCUGGUGAUGUAGUUAAAAGGCAGAGUGCUUACCUAGUGUGCAUGGGAGGCAUGGUUCAAACCCCAGCACCCAAAAAAAGAAAUUCUAAACCAUCAGUCUUGGCUCAUGUUUCCUGUGAGUUAAGUCCCUGUGAGGAUUGUUUAAAAAUAUUUUCUGUCACAUAGGAAAUUAGUAGUUAUUUUAAUGCAUAAUUAUAUAUUGUAAUAUGUAAAAAAUUUGGAUUUCUUUGUGUGGUACUGAGCAUUGAACCUAGAGGUACUCUACCACUGUGCUACAUCCCUGGCACUUUUAAUUUUUUUCAUAUUAAGUCAGCAUCUUGUUAUGUCCAGGU
Molecule: messenger RNA, 2207 nt
Organism: Fukomys damarensis (Damara mole-rat)
Lineage: Eukaryota; Metazoa; Chordata; Mammalia; Rodentia; Bathyergidae
Gene: Zbtb25
Product: zinc finger and BTB domain containing 25
Exons: 3
Coding region: 196-1506 (436 amino acids)
Biological process (GO): regulation of transcription by RNA polymerase II
Cellular component (GO): nucleus
Molecular function (GO): DNA-binding transcription factor activity, RNA polymerase II-specific; RNA polymerase II cis-regulatory region sequence-specific DNA binding; protein binding
Source: RefSeq, a predicted model, not a curated record